Messenger RNA from Camellia sinensis, 744 nucleotides. The record is from RefSeq and is a predicted model, not a curated record. NCBI's taxonomy places the organism in Eukaryota, Viridiplantae, Streptophyta, Magnoliopsida, Ericales, Theaceae.
AUGUACGACAUUGAGGAUGAGGAAGAGUUUACGUUAAAAUCGGAGGAAAUGCUUGACAAGUAUGAAGUAAGAAAUAAUCAUUGGUUGAAGUUAACAUUUGGGAUCAAGGAAAAAUGGGGCUGGCCAUAUGUUAGAAAUGCAUGGGGUGCAGGCAUGAGUAGCACCCAACUUAGUGAAUCCUUUAAUGCUUUCUUGAAGGAUUUCAUUCAGUCUGAUCAUAACUUAAUGCAAUUUUUCAUGCAUUUUGAUCGAGUUCUGUCUGACAAGAGGUACAAAGAGUUACAAGCCGAAUAUGCUCUAUGCCAAAAGUUGCCAAGAGUGAAUAUUAAAGUGAAGAUUAUGGAGCAAGCUGCAGAUGUUUACACAAAUAAAAUUUUUGAAGAAUUUCAGGAUGAGUAUGUCAAGUUCCUUGAAGUAAACAUUGAAGAAAUUGAAAAUGAUGGUGAGAGUACCGUUUAUACGGUUCUUGAUAGUGAUGGUAUAAAGGUGAGGAAGGUGAGGCAGGAGUGUGAUUAUUCAGUCACUUGCAAUUGUAGGAAGUUUGAAAUGAAGGGCAUUUUGUGUAGUCAUUGUUUGAAGAUCCUUAGAGAAAGACUCAAAUUCAAAGAGAUUCCUUCACAAUAUAUUCUGAAGAGAUGGACUAAAAAAGCAAGAUCUGAAAAUGUGAAAGAUAGGUGUGGGCAUGAUAUUCAGGUUGAUGUAAGAUUGCAUCAAACUUCACGUUAUAGGUCAUUGAUGGCAUGA